AUGACCACCGCCACGAUGCUUCCCACCCAGCCCGCCGAACUGCGCCGGAUUAUCCGGGCCGGCGAGUUCGCCGGCGUGACCUCGGGCCUCGCCAACGGGCACGUGCAGGCGAACCUCGCCGUCCUGCCCCGCGACCUCGCUUUCGACUUCCUGCUCUUCUGCCAGCGAAACCCCCAACCGUGCCCGCUGCUGGAAGUCAUCGAGCCCGGCUUCGUUGAGCCCACGUUCACCGCGCCGGGCGCGGACAUCAGCACCGACGUGCCCGCCUACCGCAUCUACGAGAACGGCGAGAUGGUCGCCGAACUGGAAUCGGUGGCCGAGGUGUGGCGGGACGACCUGGUGUCGUUCCUGCUCGGUUGCAGCUUCUCCUUCGAAGCGGCGCUGGCCGACUGCGGCAUACCCCUGCGCCACCAGGAAGCCCGUAGCAAUGUACCGAUGUACAUCACCAACAUCCCCACCCGACCGGCGGGCAUGUUCUCCGGCCCCAUGGUGGUCAGCAUGCGCCCGAUACCGCAGGCGCAAAUCGUCCGGGCGGUGCAGGUGACCUCCCGUUUCCCGGACACCCACGGCGCCCCGAUACACAUCGGCGACCCUGACGCCAUCGGCAUCCGCGACAUCAACGCCCCGGAGUUCGGCGAGGCCGUGGAGAUACGCCCCGGCGAAACCCCGGUGUUCUGGGCGUGCGGGGUCACCCCGCAGGCCGUCGCUCUCAACUGCAAGCCGCCCCUGAUGAUCACCCACGCCCCGGGCAAGAUGUUCAUCACCGAUCGGCGCGAUUCCCGAUUACGCAGUCAUCUGAUAGCGGGGAACCAUGACACGAACUAUGAAGACAUCGUCCUCGACCACGACCGGCGGGGAUCGGCGCGCUCCGGCCCACGUCCCAGGCGACUUUCUUCUGCGCCCAGGCCGCACGUUAUAAUCCUCGGGCAUCCGGGCCCGGUGGUCAUCACCACUCGCGAUUCUACAUCCUGA
Molecule: messenger RNA, 972 nt
Organism: Geodia barretti
Lineage: Eukaryota; Metazoa; Porifera; Demospongiae; Tetractinellida; Geodiidae
Source: the annotation of a GenBank genome assembly